Messenger RNA from Blastomyces gilchristii SLH14081, 1767 nucleotides. RefSeq names its product vesicle transport through interaction with t-SNAREs 1. Gene Ontology annotation, molecular function: SNAP receptor activity; SNARE binding. Gene Ontology annotation, biological process: intra-Golgi vesicle-mediated transport; macroautophagy; vesicle fusion with Golgi apparatus. The transcript has 3 exons. Gene Ontology annotation, cellular component: ER to Golgi transport vesicle membrane; Golgi apparatus; endoplasmic reticulum membrane. Lineage: Eukaryota; Fungi; Ascomycota; Eurotiomycetes; Onygenales; Ajellomycetaceae. The coding region runs from base 337 to 1020 and encodes 227 amino acids. The record is from RefSeq and is a predicted model, not a curated record.
UUUAUGUAUUUAUGUCGUCGCCUAUUUAUUUAGUUACCCUUCUUGGCGUGGCUGGGGUUGGUUCAUCUCCCACUCAAGUCUCCAACUCAACAAGUAUACCACCACAUCUAUAUACAAUCCCGCAGAAGCCAGUCAUUAAUCUAGGAGCCUGGGGGAUCUGGAAUCGACAGUAAUUAAGCUCCAAACGCUUCAACAUCUCCUAGCCAUCCUAAACUUCGCCUAUACAACAACAAGGAAGGAACAAACCAAUCCCCCCAUCUGUCUGGCAUCCGUCAUAGCCGCGUCUACCAGCACUUCCUACGAGAUAUUCCGUUUCGCAUUCGAGAUAUAUAAGCAAUGGCCAGGCCCCUCGAGACAGAUUCCGGCUCAGAGCUGUUCAGUAGCUAUGAAGCUGAGCUUAAGCUCGUCCAGGCAGACCUGAAUCAGAAACUCGAUCAGAUCGCUGAAUCGCAAGGAGAGGAAAGGAAAUUGGCCAUCAAACAAGCAGAGAGGGCGUUAGAGGAGGCCACUGAACUGAUAGAUCAAAUGCGGAUAGAGAAAGAGAAUAUCCCCUCCGCAACCCGUUCGAAAGUGAACGCCCGUUUCCGCAACUUCGUUACAGAUAUCGACGACGUCAAGCGCCAACUUAAGUCCCUCUCUGAUGACCGCAGAGCGCUCUUUGGCGACCGAUACACAGAUGAACCUAACGGGAUAAAUGACCACCACCUGGAGCAAAGACAGCAGUUACUAUCUGGUACAGAACGGCUAGAGCGGAGCUCUGCUCGCCUGAGAGAUAGCCAGAGAGUAGCGCAGGAGACAGAAGAUAUUGGACGGAACACCCUAGCCGAUCUAUACGUCCAGCGGCAGACCAUCGAACACACCAGAGCUGGUUUACUGGAGAGCGAAGGCUACGUGGAUCGCAGUGUAAAGACGCUGAGGGGGAUGGCCCGUAGGAUGGCUACGAAUCGGGUGAUAACCAUCGCCAUAAUAACCGUAUUAGUCCUUCUUAUCAUUGCGGUUGUAUAUAGCAAGUUCCACUGAGCGUUCUCCUUUGGGAUACAUGGUUGCACGUGUUUUGUUGCGGUGUUUUGGGCGAACUGUCUCCUUGUUUUGCUGCUUUCCCACUUGUCCCAGUCAUUUUAUAUAUCACUACUGAUUCAUUUGCGAUUUUGUAUGAUACGGGUAUUCCCUACUCCUACUAUAGCCCUGUUGGUUUUCCCUUUUACGUACCAGAUGAGCGGAUUCUGAUGGAGACAACCCGCCACACGAUAUAUUAAUGUUAUGAAUUCAUUAUGAGCUAAAACUAUGCUAGAUGCGUGGGUAUCUAAUGCUUUAUCAUCUAUCAUCUACGGAGUACAUAUCCAGUCAUGGCUCCAGCCAAAACCAAAGGGAUUAAACAAAAGCGCUAUAAAACACAAAACCAAAAAACAUUUACGGAUAAACAUAAUGCAAUUCAACGACCCUCAAUUCAAAAACCUCACAACCCCAAAGCCGAAAUUAACCACAAUCCCCACAAAAACCGCCAACCCUUUCCUCCAACUCCAAACCCCUUGCUCCCUCAACAACCACAGCCCACACCCCACAGGCCAAAAGAACCCCAUCACAGAUCCCCACAACAUAUCAUCCAGUGGCCCCGCCGCCCCCGACGUUGAGCCGACUCCAUAAUUGGCAAUCCCCGCACUACCACCGCCCCCAACCGCCCCCGCGCCGCCGCCACCUUCUCCUUCCACAGAGCCCGCAGAACCUCCCUCGUCCAUCCAUAUAUCUUCUAGCCGUCGUAGCUCUGCG